AUGGAGCUUCUGGUGCGGGUUCAGUGGUGGAACGGCUCUCGGCCCGUGGGCUGCGGCUCUGCUCUGGCUCAGGAGUACUGGCCGCUGUGUGACACGUGGGGGAUCGUGGUGCAGGCCGUGGCGGGCGUGGGUUUGGUCAGCUGCGUGGUGCUGAUGCUGGCUCUGCUGCUGUGGUCGGCGUGUGCAUCCCGCCGUCGGUCCGGUGCUCUGGCGGCGCUGCUGCUCUUCCUGCUGGCCACGGCGGGUAUAUUCGCCCUUCCCUACUCCUUCAUCAUCGCUCUGUCGCCGCAGACGUGUCCGGUGCGGGUGUUUGCGCUCGGCGUGCUGUUCAGCCUGGCGUUCGGUGCUCUGCUGGCGCGCGGUCUGGCUCUGCUCGGGGUGGCGCUGGCGCGCGGUUGGAGGGAGGUUGCUGUGGCCGCGGCGCUCGCACUGGUGCAGGUGAUCGUAGUGACGGAGUGGCUGCUGGUGGUGCUGGUGCAGGACAAGAGGACCUGCCAGUUUUCACAGCCAGAGUUUGCCAUGCUGCAGAUUUAUGUGAUGGUGCUGUUAGCCGCGGCGCUGAUGACGGCGCUGCACUUCCUCCGGUACACCUGCGUCACCUACAGCUACAGCGACAGCGGAAGCACGCAUCGGCAGAACAAACUGCAGGCAGCGUUGCUGGUCCUGACGCUGCUGCUGAGUGCCUGCGUGUGGCUCAUCUGGAUCACGCUCCUCACAUACGGGAACCAUGCCAUGGGCCGCAGCCCGCUCUGGGACGACCCCGUGAUCAGUGUGGCGCUGACCGCUAACGGCUGGGUGCUGCUGCUGGGACAUGGCUUCACUCAGGUCCGCUUCAUGUGCAAGAGCAACGCUCGUACCAAAGAUCCGCCGCUGGACUUCACGGGCUGGACAAGCCCCAGAACACAGCCAGCGGCUCCACCGGACCUGAAGACCGGCACCGACAACGAGGGCUUCCAGACGGACGCGGACGCGAGGAGAGGUGAAGAUGUGUCGUCGUCUGGAAUCUUCAUGAGAGAACUCAAUGCAGAGAAAGAUUACAGCAUCCCUCGACCCACGACCACCAACAUCAACGAGCCAUACGACGAAUACUAUGGACACAGAGUUUGA
Sinocyclocheilus anshuiensis is the source of this 1107-nucleotide messenger RNA. RefSeq names its product G-protein coupled receptor family C group 5 member B. The record is from RefSeq and is a predicted model, not a curated record. The transcript is spliced from 3 exons. The coding region runs from base 1 to 1107 and encodes 368 amino acids. Lineage: Eukaryota; Metazoa; Chordata; Actinopteri; Cypriniformes; Cyprinidae. Gene Ontology annotation, molecular function: G protein-coupled receptor activity; protein kinase activator activity. Gene Ontology annotation, cellular component: signaling receptor complex; plasma membrane; extracellular exosome. Gene Ontology annotation, biological process: G protein-coupled receptor signaling pathway.